GAUGUGAAACUAGGAAGCUUUCAUAUGACAUAGACAGUCUAAAGCUUGUAUGCGAUAAUGAUUUUGGGUUAGCAUGGUGCAAUAUGUUGCAUACUACCUUUACAUAAAUCUAUUUAAGAUUGUCGUUGGCAUCAGGACCGUUUUUUCCUGGAUGGACAUGAUGGCCAGUAGCUUGGGUCAAAUUUGACUAAGUGUAAAAAUCUCGUCGCUCACACUCCAUACUGUUUCAUUUGAUAUUGUGCCUUACAACAUCUGGAAUCUCACUCCUUUUACGUCUCGGAUUUGUACUAUACAUUGAGUUAGACUCGGAUCUUGAUUGAGACCCAUACUCUAUAUCUCUUGUCUUUCCCUAGAUUUCUAUCAUUGAUUUGCAAUGCUGAGAGAUUUGAAGCAAAUCUUCUUGGAUUGAUUAUGGCGAGUGUUCAGGUAUUUGACUCGGGCUUCGGGCGGUCAACAAUACCUCUAAUACUUCAGCCUGGAUCUUUUGAAUCUAGAUUUAACAACGAUUUGAGUCUCAUAAACCCCAAUGCAACGCUUGUUACAACUCAAGAGCCAUUGCCAAAGCUAAAACCGCAAAAACAAAUGAGGCUGGACCUUCCAAUAGCUGUCUCAACAGACAAGCCUGCUGGAUACUACCUCCUUAUUCAACGUUCUCGAUCAUUGAAGAAGCAACCAGAGCCACAAGUCAUUAGACCACUUCCAGAAAGUAAAGGUGGACCGAAAUUCGCAUUUGGUUGUCUUCCAAAUAAGAAACCCCGAGCAGGGCCUCAAUACCAAAUAUCUCCAGCCAGGCCGCAGGAUGGUAUAGAACCACCCGUCAAAAACCUGCCAUUGAAGUCAAAGUUUGGCUAUUAUCCAAACUAUGAAAGGCCACCGGGCUUUGUUGAGUCAUCAAAACAGCAAUCUCCACGUACUGUGAAGUUCAUGGCUGACGCUUCACCAACGGCUCCGAAAAGGAAUCCUCGCGGUCGAUAUCCCGACUACGAACUCUCUUGACAACAAACGAUUGGAAGUUGACGACAGCAAUCUACCAAAAUUAGAGAUUAAUCGAACGGCA
Botrytis cinerea B05.10 is the source of this 1057-nucleotide messenger RNA. RefSeq lists its product as hypothetical. Bases 412 to 996 code for a protein of 194 amino acids. The transcript has a single exon. Lineage: Eukaryota; Fungi; Ascomycota; Leotiomycetes; Helotiales; Sclerotiniaceae. The record is from RefSeq and is a predicted model, not a curated record.